Malaclemys terrapin pileata is the source of this 1648-nucleotide messenger RNA. Its product is annotated as lens fiber membrane intrinsic protein-like. NCBI's taxonomy places the organism in Eukaryota, Metazoa, Chordata, Testudines, Emydidae. Bases 1 to 519 code for a protein of 172 amino acids. Gene Ontology annotation, molecular function: structural constituent of eye lens. Gene Ontology annotation, cellular component: plasma membrane. The record is from RefSeq and is a predicted model, not a curated record. The transcript has 4 exons.
AUGUACACCUUGAUGGGAGGCGGGCUAUUGUGUGCGGUCUCAGGCCUGGUCCUUCUCAUCGUUGCCACGGCGACCGACUUCUGGAUGCAGUAUCGCUACUCGGAGAACUUGAGCAACCAGGGGCUCUGGAGGUUCUGCGUGAGCGGCAAGUGCCACCCCCACACCGUCAGCAUUGCCUUCUGGGACGCCACCCGGGCAUUCAUGCUGCUCUCCAUCCUCUCCUGCUUCGCGGGCAUCAUCCUGGGCCUCACCGCCUUCUCCAGCAACUCCAGGGCAUCCCGGACUCGCUCCGCUGGCAUCACCCUGCUGAUCGCUGGUCUCCUGGCAUUGCUGGGGCUGUUGGUGUACACUGGAGUGACGGUGAAUUUCUUCGGUAAGCGCUACGCUAACUGGCGCUUCUCCUGGUCCUACAUCCUGGGCUGGAUCGCUGUCAUCCUCACCCUCUCGGCAGGCAUUUUCCACAUCUGUGCUGUCUCCAAGAGGCCAUCCCCGGAGAGCUCCAAUGUGGCAAGCGGCUGAGCGGGCACCACACCUGCCUGGACGCACGGCCUGGUCCUGACAGCUCACCCCCUGCCCUUGCUCUGACGGAUCCCCGCCCUCCAGUGACGUGCACCUGGUCCUGGCCAAUUCCCGCCCUCCAGUGACACGCACCUGGUCCCGGCCAAUCCCCGCCCUCCAGUGACACGCACCUAGUCCUGGCCGAUUCCCGCCCUCCAGUGACACGCACCUGGUCCCGGCCAAUUCCCGCCCUCCAGUGACACGCACCUGGUCCCGGCCAAUCCCCGCCCUCCAGUGACAUGCACCUGGUUCCGGCCAAUUCCCGCCCUCCAGUCACGUGCACCUGGUUCCGGCCAAUUCCCGCCCUCCAGUCACGUGCACCUGGUCCCGGCCAAUCCCCGCCCUCCAGUGACACGCACCUAGUCCUGGCCCAUUCCCGCCCUCCAGUGACAUGCACCUGGUCCUGGCCAAUCCCCGCCCUCCAGUGACAUGCACCUGGUUCCGGCCAAUUCCCGCCCUCCAGUGACAUGCACCUGGUUCCGGCCAAUUCCCGCCCUCCAGUCACGUGCACCUGGUUCCGGCCAAUUCCCGCCCUCCAGUCACGUGCACCUGGUCCCGGCCAAUCCCCGCCCUCCAAUGACAUGUACCUGGUCCCGGUCAAUCCCCGCCCUCCAAUGACAUGCACCUGGUCCCGACCAAUUCCCGCCCUCCAGUGCCAACUACCAGGCCCCGGCCAUUCCCCAAUUUCCAGUGACACCCGCCUGGCUCUGAGCCAAUUCCCACCCUCCAGUGACAUGCACCUGGUCCCGGCCAAUUCCCGCCCUCCAGUGCCACCCGCCUGGCUCUGGGCCAAUCCCCAACCUCCAGUGACACCCACCUGGCUCUGGGCCAAUCCCCACCCUCCAGUGCCACCUGCCAGGCCCUGGCCAAUCCCUGCCCUCCAGUGAUACCCACCUGGCUCUGGGCCAAUCCCCACCCUCCAGUGACACCCACCAGGCCCCAGCAAAUCCCUGCCUCCAAUGCCCCCGCUAGGCCCCAGGCCAAUCCCCGCCCUCCAGUGACACCCACCAGGCCCCAGGCCAAUCCCCGCCCUCCAGCGCCACCCAACAUGGCGUCCUCUGCCCUGUCCCAGCCCCCUCCCCUUGGCCAG